AUGUCAACUCCUCAAUAUUAUCAAACGAGAAGUAAAACAAAAAUUGAUAAAACAAUCAGUGAACUUUCAUCUGAUCUAUCAUAUACACAUCGAAUGGCAUCAUCACAUUCAGACCAAUUAACAACAACGUCUGAGAUUUCACAAUCGAUCAAUAACAAGCAAGCAGAAAAUCCAAUAUUGAAAUCGAAGAGUUCACAAUAUAAAGAAGAGAAUGUAUCAUUUAAUGAACAAUUUUCAAUAAUUGAUGAACAUCAUUCAGUCGAACAAUCGCCAUCAAUAUACCCUGCUCAACAAACAUUACCACCACAUGAUAUGAAAACCAUGUUAGGUCCAUCAUCAUCGUUUACCAACACUGAAGAAACCCUUCGUUCAUCUGUUUCGUCAAUAAAUCCACAAGGAUUAGAAUUACCAACAAACACAUCAUCAAUCCCGCAACGUUUACAAUUAAAUUCAAAUAUGAACAGCGAACGAAAAUUAUAUAAGUUAGAAUACACAUCAUUACAUCAAUUAUCACCAACUACAACGUUUGAUCAAAAUGAUCGUUUAAAAUUAGAAGUUGAACGAUUAACAAAAGAAUUAGAACUGAUAAAAAUUACAACAAUCUCAACAACAAUCAAAUAUACGUGCAUUUCAUUCUGA
Messenger RNA from Rotaria sp. Silwood2, 639 nucleotides. Lineage: Eukaryota; Metazoa; Rotifera; Eurotatoria; Philodinida; Philodinidae. The record is from the annotation of a GenBank genome assembly.